Helobdella robusta is the source of this 807-nucleotide messenger RNA. RefSeq lists its product as hypothetical. NCBI's taxonomy places the organism in Eukaryota, Metazoa, Annelida, Clitellata, Rhynchobdellida, Glossiphoniidae. The record is from RefSeq and is a predicted model, not a curated record. Gene Ontology annotation, biological process: transmembrane transport. Gene Ontology annotation, molecular function: transmembrane transporter activity. The annotation marks the transcript as partial. The transcript has 8 exons.
AAGACGUGCAAAGAAAAACUAUUCAUGGUCAUCACUUUCUGUGCUGCUAAUUUUUUUAUUGUCCUCGCUUAUUCUACUUUGGCUCCAUUCUUUCCAACUGAGGCUCAGAAAAAAGGGAUAAGUUCGACAUUUGUUGGACUCGUUUUCGGAUCAUAUGAAUUGGUUCUGCUCAUAGCAUCCCCAUUUUACGGAACUUAUAUAAGUAUUGGUGCGAAGUUUUUGUACAUAGCAGGACUGUUACUCUGUGGUGUUUGUACAAUAUUAUUUGGGCUGAUCAAGAAUGCACCUAAUGGAACUCCAUAUUUAGUGCUUUGUUUAAUCAUUCGAAUGUUCGAAGCUCUUGGUGCGGCAGCAUUUGGAACUGCAAGUUUUUCUAUGAUGGCCUACAAUUUUCCUAAGCAUAUAGCAACUAUGUUUGGUACGUUAGAAAUGUUUAAUGGACUAGGACUGAUUGUUGGCCCACCCGUUGGAGGUGCACUUUACGAAUUGGGUGGUUUUACUACACCUUUUGUUGUACUUGGAACUUUGAUGUUAGCAAUUGGGUUAAUCAGCAUUUACCUGUUGUCACCGCAUAAAGGAGGUGUUUUAAAACUUUUAACUACACCACUCAUCACGUUAACGUGUUUAUGCCUGUGUGCGGGUUCUUCUAGUUUUGUUUACCUUGAUGUUUCGCUAUCGAUACAUCUAUCAGAAGUUUUUCACCUGUCGCCUUUUAUGGUUGGAAUGGUCUUCUUAACCGAAUCUAUGGCCUAUUGUGUUAUGUCACCAAUAUGGGGAAGAAUUGUGGAUUACAAGGUGAACAAAUAA